This is a messenger RNA of Striga hermonthica, 1098 nucleotides long. NCBI's taxonomy places the organism in Eukaryota, Viridiplantae, Streptophyta, Magnoliopsida, Lamiales, Orobanchaceae. The record is from the annotation of a GenBank genome assembly.
AUGGAAGCUAGUUUUUCCAUACUGAUGUUAAUUACCAGUGUGUUAGCCCUUUCCACAGCUCCUUCAUUGGCUGAUGAUGCAAAGCCAAAAGUCACAGCAAUGUAUGUAUUUGGCGAUUCAUUGAUCGACAAUGGCAACAACAUUUAUUUUGUUGUUGCCGUAGCGAAAGCCAAAUUUUGGCCUUACGGCAUUGAUUUCGAUAAGGGCCCAACCGGGAGAUUCUGCAACGGGAAGACACUUGUCGACUACAUUGGUGAACUUUUGGGACUUCCACUUAUUCCAUCAUAUGCAGAUGCUAAUGCCAAAGGCGAAAACAUCAUGUAUGGAGUAAAUUAUGCGUCGGCUGGAUCUGGAAUCCUUGAAGACACGGGAGAUCAGUUGGGCCGAUUGGUCCCCCUUCGUGAACAGAUAAGUAACUUCGAAAGUACGUUGAAUCAACUCAAAGAUCAAAUGCAAACAGAGGAUCUGAGCGAUUAUUUGGCGAAGGCCAUCGUUUUUCUUGAUAUGGGCUCAAAUGAUUACCUUAACAAUUAUUUAUUCCCUUUUGAACACCAAAGUAGCAAGAGCAAUAGCCCUCAAGAAUUUGCUGAUCUCCUCGUAAAGCAAUACGAAGGGCAUAUAUUGGAAUUGCAAAAGUUAGGAGUUAGAAAGUUCUUCAUAGCAGAGGUUGCCCCUAUUGGUUGCAUACCCUUUUUUUUAGGCCAGGGCAAAGUCCCUCCAGGAGAGUGCGAGCCGAGUUCGAAUAAUUUGGCCCAAAUGUUCAAUUCACGUCUCAAGCCCCUCGUAAAUCGGCUCAACUCAGAAAACCCCGGCUCGGUCUUCUCUCUUGGUGGCAGUUUCAAAAUAUUCAUGACCUUGCGUGACAAUGCCGAUGAUUAUGGAUUUACGGUGAAGGACAAGCCAUGUUGUGAUGUCGGGAUAAAUAAAAGGGCAGCGUUGUGUCGGCCGUACACAGAACCGUGUUUUAAUAGGGAGCAAUAUUUGUUCUGGGAUAAUGCUCAUCCUACUCAAGCUGCUAACCGGUUACUCGCGCAUUGGAUUUUUAACAGCACAACGUACAACUUUCCUUUCAGCAUACAGAAACUAGCAGAAAUGUGA